This is a messenger RNA of Linum trigynum, 2490 nucleotides long. Lineage: Eukaryota; Viridiplantae; Streptophyta; Magnoliopsida; Malpighiales; Linaceae. The record is from the annotation of a GenBank genome assembly.
UUCACAAAACUAAAAAAUCGAUCUCUCUGUCUUCAGUAGUUAUUUUUUACUCUACUCGUUGCAACUGCAAGUGUAUAAAGAACAUUUUCAGCUUUGAGCUACAUAAAAAACAAGUUUCAAAGUCAAAUUGCAACCACUUUGCUAAUGAUUGCUUAGUCGGAUAAAUUAAGAAUUUGAAAACGUGUUGUUAGUGCUUAUGAAAAUAAUGAUGGUGUUCGUCUAGUAUUUCAUUAAUAUCUAUCAAUGAAUUAUUUGGAUACUGUUAGUUUUAAUUAUAUUUAUUAAAUAUUUAUUUAUUUAUUAUACAUUUAUACUAUGGAAAGAGGAUGCAUAUACUUUCAAACUCUGCUUCCGCCACUAAUCGGCAUAAAUAUAUCAACCAUCUGUCAGCUGAUGGAGUAUGCCCCAGUUCAUAAUUCACAACCGUCAGCCAAUUGAGCGAUGAACUCGAGUAUUUCGGAAUGCAGAAGUUCAAUGAAUUUGCAAGCCUCCGAGGGUUAUGAUUCCGAAAUCCACUGUUCCCGCUCCAUAUAAUAUCGCUCCUUCUACAUCAACAGUCUUGGUAUUUUGCUAAAUAAAUCUUGGUAUUAUUACACAGUGGAGGCAACUGAAGAAGGUGGUCACCAUGACAAUACAGCAGGGACAUAGCUAAACCCCAAAAUUGUGAGCCAACAAUGGCGAAAGAGACAGAAAGCAGCCUUCAAACACAGUACACUGAUAAUCUAACCAUUCUCGGUUCCUCCUUCAAACGUUAUCUUCCACUCCCCCACUAUCAGAAUCGAUCCACCACACCCAUCUAAUCUUCGUCACCGAUUUGUACGGCCAUUAACUAUUUGAUUAUAUAUCACCGGAAAAUUAUGUCCCUGUUCGGUACGGCUCGCUGUGGGAAGUAAGUCGGAAACAGAGAGCACACCAUGCAGCAGAUUCGACUCUUGCUUUGCUGCCUAAUUCUCGCCGCCGCCGCCGUCUGCUCCUCCACGCUGCCGCCGCCGGAGUCCGUCAAUAUCGGGGUGGUUCUCUCCUUCCGCUCCAUCAUUGGUAAAGUUUCCAAAAUCGCAAUCCAGGCAGCCGUGGCCGACGUCAACUCCGACCCCACCGUUCUCCCCCGAACCAAGCUGCUGGCAUCGUUGCACGACACCAAUUUCAGCGGAUUCCUCGGCAUCAUUGAAGUACUAAGAUUGAUGGAGACGCAGACGGUGGCGGUAAUCGGCCCACAGUCGUCGGUGACAGCUCACGUGCUGUCGUUCAUCGCCAACGAGCUCCGCGUCCCGAUGCUCUCCUUCUCCGCCACCGACCCGACCCUCAACUCGCUGCAGUUCCCGUUCUUCGUCAUGACCUCUCAGAGCGACCUCUACCAGAUGGCCGCCGUCGCCGACAUCGUGGAGCACUACGGGUGGAGGGAGGUGAUCGCCAUCUACGGCGACGACGACCACGGCAGGAACGGGAUUUCCGCGCUGGGCGACCAGCUGGCAGCCAGGAGAUGCAGGAUCUCGUUCAAGGCGCCGCUGGGCACCAAGGCCACAAGGGAGGAGAUCACCGACGUCCUGGUCCAGGCCGCGAUGGGCGAGUCGCGGAUUCUGCUGGUCCACGUGCCGGAUUACUGGGGGCCGAUGGUGUUCGCCGUCGCCCGGUAUCUGGGCAUGAUGAACCCCGGCUACGUCUGGAUAGCCACCAAUUGGUUCUCCACGAUUCUCGACACCGAGCUCGAUCUUGCUCCCGAGGCUGUGGAGGAUGUACAGGGAGUGCUCACGCUGCGGAUGCACACACCGGAUUCGGAGCUCAAAGCCGAGUUCGUGAACAGGUGGGCUAACUUGACCGGCGGAGCCAUGGGGCUCAGUGCUUAUGGGCUGUACGCUUACGACACCGUGUGGAUCCUGGCCCGAGCACUGGACGCGUUCUUCGCCCAAGGGGGGAAUAUCAGUUUUUCAGAGGAUUCCAGGUUCGAUUACGUUUUCUUUAUGCCCGCUAGGUGCUUGAUAUAAUGUCCGUCGCCCGUCGGAGAAGUAGAGCCGCUAAGAUCCGGUGAUUAAGUGAAAAAACUUAUUUAUUUCUUAAAAUUUUGGGUAUGCCUACUAUGACAUGCAUGUCACGGUGACAUGUACUUUUCGGUCGACCUAUUCCUGAAGGUGGUCGACCGAAUUGACUAAUUUGGGCAGUACGAGAAAGCAUUGUGGUCGACCUCAACGACCACCUGGUUGACCGCACUUAGUUUAAGUUGUUAUUUUUGGUCGACCAGAAUAAAACCUCGGUCGGCCAUUUCGUUGGUGUCAGAAACUACAUGGUCGACCACCUAAGGUAUAUAGGUCGACCACUUGAUGGCAGUCAUUAACAAAAUGGUCGACCGGAUAAGGAAAGAGGUCGACCAGAUGAAGAUAAGUGUUCUAUCAAAGUGUCCAAUCAUUUGACGUAAAAUGAAGAUCAAGUGUUGGUUUCGCGGUCGACCUAAUCCGGUACGAGGUCGGCCGAAUACAAGAAAGUCACCCUAUGCCC